Messenger RNA from Aaosphaeria arxii CBS 175.79, 4676 nucleotides. RefSeq names its product nuclear condensin-like protein complex subunit Smc4. NCBI's taxonomy places the organism in Eukaryota, Fungi, Ascomycota, Dothideomycetes, Pleosporales. The coding region runs from base 40 to 4383 and encodes 1447 amino acids. Gene Ontology annotation, cellular component: chromosome. Gene Ontology annotation, biological process: mitotic chromosome condensation. Gene Ontology annotation, molecular function: ATP hydrolysis activity; protein binding; ATP binding. The transcript is spliced from 3 exons. The record is from RefSeq and is a predicted model, not a curated record.
CCACCAUUGUAAUCACCAAAUCUCACACCAACAGACAUAAUGUCUUCAGAAUCGCCGCGGAAGUCAACCCGCGCCGGUACGGCGCGACGAAAAGCCCCCGUCAUCGAUUCGUCCGAUGUCGAGGAGGAGAACCAAUCCCCUCAAAUCAAACAGGAAGAAGAGGAUGACUUUACACCUGCACCCUUACCCGCGAAAAGGCGUGGACGACCACGAAAAAACGCAGAUGAGAGUGCGACGCCGAAACCCACUGCCCCACGAAGGCGACCGCGCGCCACUGAGAGCGUCGAGCCCAGCCAGAUGUUCAGUCCUACCAGUUCGGUAGCGGAGCCACAGUCGGCCAUAAAGAAGGAGCCAACGAAGCGAAGGACAAGCACAAAGCCAGCUCCAAGUGCAAGGAAACCUCGCGUAUCUGCGGCUGCGACAUCUGUAGACGGAGAUUCGCAUCUCCUCACUCCUGAGCCGACUGCCUCGCCCGAGCCCCAGCCCGUUCAAACUCCCAGUACCCCACUGGCCGAUAUCACAGAUUCCGCGGUCAAUGAGAGAAUACCAGUGCCUGAGCCUGAGCCUGAGCCUGAAACGGAAAUCCAAAAUACAAUCAUCGAGAGAACACCAGUGCCUGAACCUGAAACGGAAAUCCAAAAUACGAUCAUCGAGAAGCCUAAUGCUCGAGAUCCCGUGUUUGAAAAACCAAUGGAUAUACUGGUGCGAAAGAGAGCAGCAGGACUUAUUGUUGCACCGGAGCCCACCGUUCCAAAGAAUCGCAUGGUUAUCACCUAUUUGAUUCUCACGAACUUUAAAAGUUACGCUGGUCGUCAAGAAGUGGGGCCAUUCCAUGCCUCGUUCUCCUCCGUUGUGGGACCCAAUGGCUCCGGGAAAUCCAAUGUCAUCGACUCUCUGUUGUUUGUGUUUGGUUUCCGUGCCAGCAAGAUGAGGCAGGGGAAGAUAUCUGCGCUUAUACACAAUUCUGCCGCAUUUCCCGAUCUGGAUCACUGCGAAGUCGAGGUGCAUUUUCAAGAGGUGAUGGAUUUACCGGGUGGGGGCACUGAGGUGGUUCCAGAGUCGACCAUUGUCAUUUCUCGACGGGCUUUCAAGAACAACUCCAGUAAAUACUAUAUCAACAAAAGGGAAUCCACGUUCACCGUCGUUACAAGCCUGCUAAAGGAUAGAGGCGUUGACCUUGACCAUAAACGCUUCCUGAUUUUACAGGGUGAAGUCGAAUCCAUUGCGCAGAUGAAGCCUAAAGCUGCCAGUGAACAUGACGAUGGCCUCCUUGAAUACUUGGAGGAUAUCAUUGGCACUUCUAAAUACAAGACCCCCAUCGAGGAGGCUGCCGCAGAAACCGAAACCCUUAACGAAGUCUGCACAGAGAAAAGCAACCGUGUACAGCAUGUGGAGAAAGAGAAGAGUGGGCUAGAAGAGAAAAAGAACAAAGCGCUAGCCUAUCUCCGCGACGAAAAUGAGUUGGCCAUCAAGCGCGCGACACUGUACCAGUUAUACAUAUCUGAGUUUGAUGAUCAUAUUCAAGUUACGGAGGAGUCAGUCAACCAACUCAAAGCUCAGCUCGAGGAAGAACUCGCGAAGCACAAGGGCAACGAAGAAGGGAUCGAAUCCCUCGACCGGCAACAUGCGAAAGGGUUGAAGGAGUGUGGGAAGCUUGAGAAACAGACUCAGGAAGUCCUAGAUCAAAUGUCAAAAUUCGAGAAGGAGGCCCUCAAAUUUGAAGAGAGAAGGAAGUUCCUGGCAAACAAGCAGAAGAAGUCGGAAAAGACUAAAGAAAGCAGCAGGCAUGGAAUAUCCGAGGCAGAGACGACCUCUAAGCAAUGUACAGAUGACAUUGAGCGAUGCAGCGAAGAGAUUGCAGAGCUCGAACAGGAAAUGAAGGUCGAGGAGAAGGAGUUGGACGCUCUUCGUGCAAGCCUGGCAGGGAAAACCCAAGGUCUUUCAGACGAGAUUGCAGAGAAACAAAAGUCACUGGAACCAUGGAGUGCGAAGAUCAACGAAAAACAGUCUACCAUCGCAGUUGCUCAGAGUGAACUUGAUAUUCUUCGCGAGAAGGAGAACUCUGGUGCCAAAAACAUCGCCGAGGUCGAAGCGAAAAUUGCAACCUUGGAAGCUUCAAAAGAAGCAAAGGCCGCCGAACUCGACGACUGCAAGAACGAGAAAGAUCGGGUUGAAGAGGAGGCGGAUAACGUCCAGGCGCAGAUCGAUGAUUUGAUUAAACGAGAACCUGCUCUGCAAUCGAAAUUGUCUGGAGCCAGGCAGAAGGCGGACGAGGCUCGUGCGAGUCUUUCAGCAACACAAAAUCAAGGCAACGUCCUUUCGGGCCUGAUGCGAUUGAAAGAUUCCGGGCGUAUCAAUGGCUUCCAUGGUCGACUCGGAAACCUCGGCACAAUUGAUCAAAGAUACGAUGUAGCCAUUUCCACGGCAUGCCCGCAACUAGAAAACAUGGUAGUCGACACAGUGGAAGUUGGCCAACAGUGCAUAGACUACUUGCGGAAGAACAAUCUCGGACGAGCCAACUUCAUCCUUCUAGACCGACUUGCUCGUCGAGAUCUCAGCCAAAUCGAUACGCCCGAGAAUGCCCCUCGCCUAUUCGAUCUUGUGAAGCCAAAGCAUGAUCGGUUCGGCCCUGCCUUCUACAGUGUCUUGCAGAACACGCUCGUCGCGAAAGACCUUGAACAAGCAAACCGCAUUGCUUAUGGUGCGAAGCGUUGGCGAGUAGUGACUCUGGAUGGCCAGCUCAUAGACAAAUCUGGUACUAUGAGCGGUGGUGGCACUCGGGUUGCAAAAGGCGGAAUGUCCUCGAAGCUCGCUUCGGAUGUUACCAAGGAGCAAGUCGUCAAGUUGGAGCAAGAUCGCGACGCACUGGAGCAGGCCUUUGCCGAUAUUCAGCAACAGCAUCGUGAGCUGGAGAUGAGCCUACGUCAAUUACGGGAUCAAAUUCCUAAACUUGAGACCAAAGCCCAGAAGCUUGCCCUCGAGUUGGACAGCUUUGAUCGCAAUAUUGCAGAUUCUCAGCGGCGCAUCGAAGAACUCAGUGCCGAGCAGUCUAGCACUAAGUCAGACAAGGCCCGCAUAUCCGCGCUGGAGAAGAGCAUCGCAAGCACGGAAAAGGAGGUCGCAAAGCUGCAUGCAGAGACUGCUGAUAUAGAGGCCGAGAUCAAAGCGAUUCAGGACAAGAUCAUGGAGAUUGGCGGCGUCAAGCUUCGUAGUCAGAAUGCUAAAGUCGCUCUGUUGAAAGGGCGGAUCGACACGUUGACUGACGAGGCCUCUAGUGCGGAGAUCUCGAGGUCGAAGGUUCAGAAACAAAAGCUGAAGCACGAGAAGUCGUUCGCCGAUGCCUCCAAAGAAUUGGAGAAGCUCGCCGUCGAAAUUGAAAAGGUCGAAGAAGACAUGGAGGCGCAAAAGCGGGACGUUGAGGGCACAAGGGAACGUGCAGAAGAGGCACAGGAAGCCUUGGAGACGCGGAAAGAGGAGCUUCAAGAGCUCAAGAAGGAGCUGGACGAGCGAAAGGCCGAGCUUCAGAAAACACGUGGCAUCGAGAUCGAAAUGCGCAAUAAGCUGGAAGAGGGCGAGAAUAACCUUGGGGAGUUCCGGCGGAAGCAGCGUGCCUUCCAGGACAAGCUCGGAAACCUCAACUACCAGAGCCUUAGCGACAUCGGUGAGGAACAAGAGUCCGACGGGAUACCAACCUUCACAAAGGAUGAACUGCAAGAUAUCGACCGAGAUGACUUGAAGAGUGAAAUCGCCAGCCUCGAAAAGAAGAACGAGAAUGUCUCGGUUGACACGUCUGUCUUGGCCGAAUACCGAAAACGGGUGGAGGAACAUGCCGCUCGCUCCCAGGACUUGGCCAGCGCAGUUGCUGCUCGUGAUGCUGCGCGCAGUCGAACCAAUGAAUUGCGCCACUUGCGCCUCGAGGGCUUCAUGACAGGCUUCUCGCAAAUCUCCAUGCGCCUGAAGGAGAUGUAUCAGAUGAUCACGAUGGGUGGCAACGCUGAGUUGGAGCUCGUCGACAGUCUGGACCCAUUCUCUGAGGGAAUUCUCUUCAGCGUCAUGCCUCCCAAGAAGAGCUGGAGGAAUAUCAGCAAUCUGUCAGGUGGAGAGAAGACGCUGAGCUCUCUAGCGUUGGUGUUUGCACUACAUCACUACAAGCCAACACCGCUAUACGUCAUGGACGAGAUUGACGCAGCUUUGGAUUUCCGAAACGUUUCGAUUGUUGCAGCGUACAUCAAAGAGAGGACCAAGAACGCACAAUUCAUCGUCAUCUCACUCCGAAACAACAUGUUUGAGCUUGCUGCUCGUUUAGUCGGUGUAUACAAGGUUAAUCACAUGACCAAGAGUGUCACGAUUGAGAACAAAGACUACAUCACCGGGCGAGCGUAGAUGGAACGAGCACCGAUGGCGGCUUUUAAUAUUGUAUAUUCUUUCUACCGACAAGACAUAGGGUGAUGACCAAGGUGAUGAUGGGAUGGGGCAUGAUGGCGUUCUGGGUAUGUUGCAUCAUGAAUUGGAAUUGGGUGGGACAUGGACAUCAAGGGAUGGACGGGUGGAGCGAUUGCCAUGUGCGAUGCCCGUGUGCCAAUUUUCUAGCCUGAUAGGCAUGCAAUGUUUAUGUUUUUCACGAUCGUAUCUCUACUGAUAUUGGCUAUAUGAACAUAAGAUCAUUGACUUCACCU